Molecule: messenger RNA, 4010 nt
Organism: Trichechus manatus latirostris (Florida manatee)
Lineage: Eukaryota; Metazoa; Chordata; Mammalia; Sirenia; Trichechidae
Gene: PPP4R1
Product: protein phosphatase 4 regulatory subunit 1
Exons: 17
Coding region: 241-2976 (911 amino acids)
Biological process (GO): protein dephosphorylation
Molecular function (GO): protein phosphatase regulator activity; protein binding
Source: RefSeq, a predicted model, not a curated record
AUUCACCCUUUCCCCCCAUGCUGAGUUUCUAUAGCCUCUGACCUCUGUGCUUCUUGGGGCAGCUAGAAAAUGUCUGUAGAAAAAGGAGAGGAAGCAUGCUUUGUUUGCUCAUGACCUCUGGAUUGAUUCUCCUGUGACUCUGUGUACCACUUCAGAAACGUCAGGGGCAGUUCUAGCUAUGCUGCUUCAGACGGGCAAGGGGUACCUUUUAGUUUCAAAGUGUUAUAAGGAGUAUUUCUGAUGUCUCUGAUAGUUGGUGUGGAUGACUACAGCUCAGAGUCUGAUGUGAUUAUUGUACCUUCAGCCCUGGACUUUGUCUCACAAGAUGAAAUGUUGACGCCACUGGGAAGAUUGGACAAGUAUGCUGCAAGUGAGAACGUAUUUAACAGACAGAUGGUGGCCCGGGGUUUGCUGGAUACAUUGAGGGAAGUCAGCGAUGAUGAAAGAGAUUGUAUUGCUGUUUUGGAAAGAAUUAGCCGAUUAGCUGAUGAUUCAGAACCAACUGUGAGAGCGGAGCUGAUGGAACAGGUGCCUCAUAUUGCACUGUUUUGUCAAGAAAACCGGCCUUCAAUCCCGUACGCUUUUUCCAAAUACUUACUGCCUAUUGUGGUUAGAUAUCUAGCAGACCAGAACAAUCAGGUGAGAAAAACAAGUCAGGCAGCUUUGCUGGCGUUGCUGGAACAGGAGCUAAUUGAGCGAUUUGACGUGGAGACUAGAGUUUGCCCAGUCCUCAUAGAACUGACGGCUCCAGAUAGCAAUGAUGACGUGAAGACAGAAGCCGUGGCUAUAAUGUGCAGAAUGGCCCCCAUGGUUGGGAAGGGUCUCACCGAGCGCCUCAUCCUCCCCAGGUUUUCGGAGAUGUGCUGUGACUGCAGAAUGUUUCACGUUCGGAAGGUCUGUGCUGCCAAUUUUGGAGACAUUUGCAGUGUAGUUGGCCAGCAAGCUACUGAGGAAAUGUUGCUGCCCAGGUUUUUCCAGCUUUGUUCUGAUAACGUGUGGGGCGUUCGGAAGGCUUGUGCCGAGUGCUUCAUGGCCGUUUCCUGUGCGACGUGUCAAGAGAUCCGACGGACUAAACUCUCAGCACUGUUUAUUAAUUUGAUCAGCGAUCCCUCACGUUGGGUAGGGUUUUGUUUAAUUUUUGCUUUUUUUUUUGCUUGUUUUUUCAAAUCAAACAACAAAAGAGUCAGUGAUGGAGAAGAAGCCCCAGAGGCUGCACAGACCCGGCCAGAGUCUGUGCAUUCAGACCUCAGCGUCAGCGACUCCAGUGUCAGUCUGGAGAACCCAGUGGAGGAGCAUGUUGAAACCCUGCAGAAGCUUCCAGGUGACAGAAGUGUUCCAGUGGACAGCUCCCUCCUUUGUAGUUUGUCCUCAGACCCUCAUCAGGAUGCAGCUAGUAAUGUGAAUGAUAAAAAGCCUGAUAACUGCAAAUCCCUACUGCGGCCAGAGGUGGGCACCAGUUCGCAGGAUUCCACUCUCUCAGAUCAGGAAUUGUACAACUCCUUCCAUUUCUGGAGGACUCCUCUUCCUGAAAUAGUAGAGCUUGAACUGGACCUUUGGGGUGGACUCAGCCCGGAGAGACCAGAAGAAACCCCUCAAGUCGAUGUGCUGUGUUCUCCCAAUAUCACCAUGGCCACCAGAAGGGAACUGGAAGAGAUGAUAGAAAAUUUAGAGCCCCAUAUCGAUGAUCCAGAUGUUAAAGCACAAGUGGACGUGCUGUCCGCGGCACUGCGCGCCUCCCGUCUGGACGCUCACGAGGAGACUGUCAGUACAGAGAAGAGAAGUGAUUUGCAAGAUGAACUGGGUAUAAAUGAGCUACCAAAUGUUAAAAUAAAUCAAGACGAUUCUGUGCCUUUAAUCAGCGAUGCUGUCGAGAAUAUGGACCCCACUCUCCGCUAUAUUCAUGAUUCUGACCUGAGCACGAGUAGUAGUUUUAGCCCUGACGAGGAAAGGAAAUCUAAAGUACAAGAUGUUGUGCCUCAGGCUCUGCUAGAUCAGUAUUUAUCCAUGACCGAUCCCUCUCGUGCGCAGACGGUGGACACUGAGAUCACUAAGCACUGCGCAUACAGCCUUCCCGGGGUGGCCCUCACCCUGGGCCGGCAGAAUUGGCACUGCCUGAGAGAGACUUACGAGACCCUGGCUUCAGACAUGCAGUGGAAAGUUCGAAGAACUUUAGCAUUCUCCAUCCAUGAGCUUGCAGUUAUUCUUGGAGAUCAGCUGACGGCUGCAGAUCUGGUUCCAAUUUUUAAUGGAUUUUUAAAAGACCUCGAUGAAGUCAGGAUAGGUGUCCUGAAACAUUUGCAUGAUUUUCUGAAGCUUCUUCAUAUUGACAAAAGAAGAGAAUAUCUUUAUCAACUUCAGGAGUUUUUGGUGACAGAUAAUAGUAGGAACUGGCGCUUUCGAGCUGAACUGGCUGAACAGCUGAUUUUACUUCUAGAAUUGUACAGCCCCAGAGAUGUGUAUGACUACUUACGUCCCAUCGCUCUGAAUCUCUGUGCAGAUAAAGUUUCUUCUGUUCGUUGGAUUUCCUACAAGUUGGUUAGUGAGAUGGUGAAGAAACUGUACAUGACGACACCCCCCACGUUUGGAGUCGACCUCAUAACUGAGCUGGUAGAAAAUUUCGGUCGAUGUCCCAAGUGGUCCGGACGGCAAGCCUUUGUGUUUGUCUGCCAGACUGUCAUUGAAGAUGAUUGUCUUCCCAUGGACCAGUUUGCUUUGCAUCUUAUGCCACAUUUGCUCACCUUAGCAAACGACAGGGUUCCAAACGUCAGAGUCUUGCUUGCAAAAACCCUGCGACAAAGUCUAUUAGAAAAAGAAUAUUUCUUAAAUUCUGCCAGCUGUCACCAGGAAGCUGUAGAACAGACAAUUGUGGCCCUUCAGAUGGACCGUGACAGUGAUGUGAAGUACUUUGCGAGCAUCCACCCUGCCGGCACGAGACUCGCUGAAGACGCCAUGAGCACAGCUUCUUCCACUUACUAGACAGCUCGGCUCUUGGCGUCUCUCCUGCUUCCUGGCGGCCGAGCUUCUGCAAGUGCUUCUCACUCACGUCUGUCAUCUGGGACAGCCUUCUGUGAAGGAGGAAAGACCUUCCUCUCUUGCCAGACUUAAGUGCAGGUGAAAGUCGCCUACUCCUGAGACCAGGGAUUUUAAAAGUCAAGAGAAAGUACAGCAAACACUAUCAUCUCAUCUUGACUUUAGGGAGAAUAAUUUCUCAGAGGAUUGUAAUUGUCACCGAAGCCUUAAAUCCUUCUGUCUUCCUAACUGAAUGAAACUUGAAUUGGCAGAGCAUCUUCAUUGUGGAAGGGACGAGAUCCCCAGAGGUCUGCUUUGCUUCCUCCUGGCUCUGUCUAACGACCCAUAGGUGGAGUUCUCACCACUGGCAGGCAGAGGGGAGCUGGGAUGUGAGAGCACCCCGCAGUAUUCGCUCUAAAUACCCAGGCAAGGCCCUGUUGGGGUUCUGUGGCCCACUGCCCAGCCCAGCCCUGUGUGUGAAUCGUUUCUGAUGUGUGUAAACGGGAAAAGGAGAUUUUUGUGGAUUUCUCCUAAGGGCUUGAUGCUAACACUAAAGUAGAGUCUGAUUUUAACUCUUAAAUGCAGCAUAUUGCUGUACACAUUUACAGAACUAUCUAUGUCUUGAUUUUUAUUUCAUGCUGGUCAUGACCUGAAGGAAAUUUCUGAGCUCGUAUACUGUAUGUCGGGUGUUUUUAACUUGAUCAUGACCGGCCCUGCGGUGCAGCCUUUUCCUCACUGACUGUACAUACCUGUGCCCACUCCUGGGAGUGCUGCAGUCUGUAAUCACGCUGUUGGAAACUUGUGGCACAAGUUCUCUUGUCCAAAUAAAAUUUAUUGAUAAGAUCUAUAUGGAGAGAUAUAUACACUUCUGAUUGUUUUCUAGAUGUCUGCGGAAAAAUGUAAUUUGUGACCUGUAUUAAUGAUUUAGUAUAAAAUGGGGAAACGAAAUUAAAAUAUUUGUCCUUUAAGUAGUUUAGUGGUUUUUUUAAAGUCUGUUUCAC